Messenger RNA from Punctularia strigosozonata HHB-11173 SS5, 435 nucleotides. RefSeq lists its product as uncharacterized. NCBI's taxonomy places the organism in Eukaryota, Fungi, Basidiomycota, Agaricomycetes, Corticiales, Punctulariaceae. The record is from RefSeq and is a predicted model, not a curated record. The transcript is spliced from 3 exons. The coding region runs from base 1 to 435 and encodes 144 amino acids.
AUGCCCCGCAAAGCCGCUCAGCCCAAGGAAGGCGCCGAGGGUGCCGCCGAGCCCCGCCGCAGCUCUCGUAUCAAGGAGCAGCCCAAAGCUGAGCCUGCACCGGCGAAAAAGGCCGCCAAACCCCGCGCAAAGAAGACCGAGGCUGCUGAAGGAGAGGAUAAGCCCAAGUCUACUCGCGGCAAGAAGCGCACCGCCAACGAGGCGGAUGCCGCAGGUGACGAGCCCGCCGCAAAGAAAACUAAACCCGCGUCAAAGGCGGCGACCAAGCCGGCAUCGAAGGCUGGCAGCAAGCCCGCCUCGAAAGCCGCCAAGCCAGCGUCUAAAGCGUCUAACAAGCCCGCCAGUACGGCGUCCACCAAGCCCGCGUCUCGCGCGGGAAGCAAGAAACCUGCCAGCAGGGCAGGCAGCAAGAAGCCGGCCUCGAAGGUGAGCUGA